GGUUCAGGUGCCCGGCGGGUUGCGGCCGGCAUGGGACUCCGGGCACAAAGCCCCCAGGGCCGCGCCAGUCUUGGGGCGCGAGUCUGUGGAGCAGGGGUCGACGGGGUAGCGGGCGCCGGCUCUUUGUGCCUUUUCAUUAGCAAUCUAAUCCGAACGGCGUCGGGCGAGCUAUGCUGCCUGACAGGCGGGCGUUUUCCCAUUAUGCAAACGGCUGUGCGCCUGCGGCUGCCCCUCUCUGGAACGCUUUACGGUUUCCAGAACUGCGCUUGUGUCUGCGGUCCUUUUCCUCUAGUAGUACCCUUCCUGGCUGGGAGACUGGCCGUGUCAGGGACAUGGUAACCAGGCUUUGAUGCACCCUCAGGAAGUCUGUGUGCUCAAGGAGGCCACCCCCGCCCGCCGGCUGCUGCUCACAUGGUUUCUGGGCCCCUGGCACUCCGGUGGUGCCCGUGGGCAGGGCACAGGGACAUGGGGCCAGACAUGGAGCUUCCCAGCCAUUCAAAACAGCUCCUGCUACAGCUGAACCAGCAGAGGGCCAAGGGCUUCCUGUGUGACGUCAUCAUCAUGGUGGAGAACUCUAUCUUCCGGGCCCACAAGAACGUCCUGGCUGCUAGCAGCAUCUACUUCAAGUCCCUGGUCCUACAUGAUAACCUCAUCAACCUAGACACAGACAUGGUCAGCUCCACCGUGUUCCAGCAGAUCCUGGACUUCAUCUACACGGGCAAGCUGCUGCCCGGAGACCAGCCGUCCGAGCCAAACUUCAGCACUCUACUCACUGCCGCCAGCUACCUCCAGCUGCCUGAGUUGGCAGCCCUCUGCCGCCGCAAACUCAAGCGAGCCGGCAAGCCCUUUGGCCCUGGACGAGUGGGUACUGCUGGCAUGGGGCGGCCAACCCGCAGCCAGCGGCUGUCCACAGCCUCUGUCAUCCAGGCUCGGUAUCCAGGGCUUGUGGAUGGGCAGAAAGGACACCCUGCUCCCCAGGAGCUCCCUCAGGCCAAGGGCUCAGAUGAUGAGCUUUUCCUGGGCAGCUCCACCCAGGAGAGCACACACGGCCUGGGCUUGGGGGGCCCAGCUGCUGGGGAGGUGGGCUUGGGGGGCUGCAGCACCAGCACCAAUGGGAGCAGUGGGGGCUGUGAACAGGAGCUGGGCUUGGACCUGUCCAAGAAGAGCCCACCCUUACCUCCUACAACCCCUGUCCCCCACCUCACUCCUGAGGACCCAGCCCAGCUGAGUGACAGCCAGCGAGAGUCACCCCCGCCCACGUCCACCUCUGCCCUGCCUGUCAGCAACAGUGCCUCAUAUGUUGAGCUGGGGGCCACUCCUGAUGAGCCCAUGGAUCUGGAGGGGGCUGAGGAGAACCAUGUGAGUCUGCUGGAAGGACAGGGCGGGCAGCCUCGGAAGAGCCUCCGGCAUUCAGCCCGCAAAAAAGAUUGGAACAAAAAGGAACCUGUGGCUGGGUCCCCCUUUGAUCGGAGAGAAACGGGGUCUAAGGGUUCCUGCCCAGGGGAAGAAGGUGAGGCGCCUGGGGACAGGGUUCCCAAUGGUGUUCUGGCUAGUAGUGCUGGUGGAGGUGGCCCCAGUGCAUCCUACGGGGAGCCGCCAUACCCCUGCAAGGAGGAGGAGGAGAACGGCAAAGAUGGCAGUGAGGACAGUGGGCAGAGUGGGAGUGAGGGGGGCAGCGGCCAUACCGGUGGCGCCCACUAUGUGUACCGGCAGGAAGGCUACGAGACAGUGUCAUAUGGGGACAACCUUUAUGUGUGCAUCCCCUGUGCCAAGGGCUUCCCCAGCUCCGAGCAGCUCAAUGCUCACGUGGAGACACACACAGAGGAGGAGUUAUUCAUCAAGGAGGAAGGGGCUUACGAGACCGGCAGUGGGGGUGCAGAGGAGGAAGCUGAGGACCUGUCAACACCCAGCAGUACAGCCUAUGCAGCUGAGCCUCGUCCUUUCAAGUGCUCAGUUUGUGAGAAGACCUACAAGGACCCAGCCACACUGCGGCAACACGAGAAGACACACUGGCUGACCCGUCCGUUCCCCUGCAACAUUUGUGGAAAGAUGUUCACACAGCGAGGCACUAUGACACGCCACAUGCGGAGCCACCUGGGCCUGAAGCCCUUUGCCUGUGAUGAGUGUGGCAUGCGUUUCACUCGCCAGUACCGCCUCACAGAGCACAUGCGUGUGCACUCGGGUGAGAAGCCCUAUGAGUGCCAGCUCUGUGGGGGCAAGUUCACCCAGCAGCGUAACCUCAUCAGCCACCUGCGCAUGCACACGUCCCCUUCUUAGAAGCCAAAGACCCGCGGGAGCCCUCUGCAGACUUGCCGCCUGGGAACCCACGGAAGCAUGGUGGGGGGGUUGAGCCCCAGAGUCUGACAGGAGGCGCCUGGCAGCCCCCCUGGCCCAACCUCCUCACGCCAGAGCUUUAAUCAACAGUAUACCAAGGGAAGCCACGGAGAGAAGCUGACCAGUCUGGCCCUGCGCAUGUGGUGCUGGUGACUGUUCUACCUCCCAGUCCUACUUGGCUUUCCAGCUCCCUGAGGGAGCUGCUGAAGAGCCGGUGGGAGUCCGUCAUGUGGGUGCCAGUGGGACCUGGUUGGUCUCUUUCCUGCAGGUUGGGCUGGGCCACAGGGCUUCCUGUGGCCAAAAGUGGUGCCGUCAGCUGUCAGGGACCUCGGCUGUGUGUGUGCAUGCGUGC
Messenger RNA from Rattus rattus (black rat), 2686 nucleotides. It is a transcript of the gene Hic2, whose product is annotated as HIC ZBTB transcriptional repressor 2. NCBI's taxonomy places the organism in Eukaryota, Metazoa, Chordata, Mammalia, Rodentia, Muridae. The coding region runs from base 412 to 2277 and encodes 621 amino acids. Gene Ontology annotation, cellular component: nucleus. The transcript has 3 exons. Gene Ontology annotation, molecular function: RNA polymerase II cis-regulatory region sequence-specific DNA binding; DNA-binding transcription factor activity, RNA polymerase II-specific; protein binding. Gene Ontology annotation, biological process: regulation of transcription by RNA polymerase II. The record is from RefSeq and is a predicted model, not a curated record.